AUGUCCAUGAGACUUCCAUCUUCCAAUUUAUUUGGAGCAAAUGAAGCACCACAGUUUGACACUUGGAAUCUCGCAAACCGACCUGUUAUCUGUGAGUCCUACACCUUAACCACCAAAUACCGACAGUGUAAAAAUCCCGUCACCAGAAGAUUCAAGGGCGUGCUCGGCUUCAAACGGAAGCGGCGACCAGAGUCUCGUGCUGAAAGCGAGGGCGGGGAGUCCAACCAUAGUCAUGGUACAUCCGACAUCGACUUCGAGAAGGAAUUCCCUGAUGACUUUGAUUACGAUGCUGAUAUACAAGAGGAUACAGACCCAAAGACCAUAAUCAAACGCACCCCUUGCCAGGAAUUAUACAUCCGGUCUUGUAAGUUCCUUGACGUAAUCCCUGCGUCAACCUUUAUACGUCAUCUUGGGGACGAAAAAAUCCAAUUACGUCACCACUUCCUUGGUCCUGAUGGAACAAAAGCUUGCUGUAUGGCGCUUCUGAGUAACUCAACAGUAACAACCCUGGAUUUAAUGGACACUAAUCUAGGGGCGGAUGGAGCCCGCCAUAUUGCUGAUCUCCUACGAGAAAACCACUUCAUCACGGAACUGUCGGUGGCAGAAAACGAGCUGGGCAUAGAAGGCAUAAGGCCAAUUCUGGAAGUUGUGGAACAACUAGACAACAUUAUAAGUCUUAAUCUCUCUGGUACUGGAUUAAAGGAGAAAGAUGCCGAGGAGUUUCGGGGAAUAUUUGAGGAAACUCAGCAUUUGAAGCGAUUAAUUCUCAGUCACAAUGAGUUCCGGGAGAUUGGGGGCGAAAUUUUCGGAGAGCUAAUUGGAUUUAACGAUACUAUUGAGGUGCUUGAUCUAAGCUGGAAUCAUCUACGUAAUACAGGUGCUAAAGAACUUGCUGCAGGACUCGAGGAAAAUAAAGGUUUGCGGGUCCUGGACGUGUCGUGGAAUGGUUUUCAUCUGCAGGGCUGUAAACAGCUGGCGGACGCCCUCCUGGUGAACACAGAGUUACAGGAACUUAACUUGAACUGUAACAGAAUUAACAAAGACUGUCUGGAAAAGCUACUGAAAGGCUUCAAACAGAACACCACUCUCAGAACACUCAGGUUGGCUUGGAAUCCUAUUACGUCACCAGGUGCGCAGUUGGUGCUUAACAUGUGCGAGGAGCGACCGGAUGUAGGACUGAAGGAAAUCGAUAUUCACACCCAGUUGGUAGAGCCAUCGUUUACGGAGGCAGCACACAAACUGGACACAGAGCGGGGGAUAAAAAUCCUGUAUGGUAUGGUCCGGGGUCAGGACCCCAAGGACGGGGAUCAGGACGAGGACGGGUUGCUUCAGGAGAACCCCACCCUGGUACUGAUGGAGUUCGCUCGCCUGAUGGGCUUCCGGCCAGUGGAUCUAUUGUCCACGUUUGACAAGGACAAAAGCAUGUCACUGGACAAAGCGGAGAUUAAAAUGGGACUUAGGUUGUAUUGUAUCCCGUUGUCCGAUCGUUGUCUGGAUUUCAUGGUACAAAAACUGGAUGUAGAUGGCGAUGGAGAAAUUGAUCUCAAGGAAGUGAUGCAAGCCAAGACAGAGUACAAGCUGAAGGAAAGAGAGAUGCACAAUGCCUCAAAGAACUGGAACUUUGACAUAGAAAACACAGACAUCGGACGCGUUCGAAUUAAACUUCAGAGAUUGAUGCAAAAGAAAAUGGACGGCAAUCCCACAUUCAGGGCGCGCGUGGACUUAUUCCAAGAGGCCCUCAAAGAGGGUAAACUCAAAUCCGUGUACAAUGACAAAAAAGACAAAGCAAAGGAACGAGAACGAAUUCAACAGAAACGGAUGUUCAAACGACAGCAGGCGGACGACUCUUUUGAUGAUGAGGGACACUCUAAGUUAAAACUUGACCUUGAAAUUGUCUCCCAGGAGAUGGCGACAGAGAACUCGAGAAUAGGGAGCGGAUCCAGGAGAGCAAGUGCACGUCCAACUUCCGGACUUCAAAAAUUAAAAGAAAACCGAAGAAGUAGUGACUCACAAUCACCGAAAACUUCCCGGCCGAAUUCUAGCCUAUCUUCCCGCCCUAUUUCUGGGCGCUCCACCCUCCGACCAAAUUCUGGUCACCCCAGUUCCACAUCUCGCCCUAAGUCCACACAGUCAAGUCAAGCGGGGAAUUCCAGUACCAGAUCUUCACGGCCAGGCUCCCCUCUGAUUAACACAGGGAGGAGAGACUCGAAAAAUCUGUCAUCUAAUCCAAACUCUGAAAGAAGGAGUGGUUCUAAUGGAAAUGAUUGGAAACCCCUCAAUUUCUGAUUCACUCUGUGAUUUAAGUUAUUUAUAAAUAAAGCAUGUUUAUUGAAAGAGUUAAA
Molecule: messenger RNA, 2342 nt
Organism: Saccostrea echinata
Lineage: Eukaryota; Metazoa; Mollusca; Bivalvia; Ostreida; Ostreidae
Product: leucine-rich repeat-containing protein 74A-like
Exons: 13
Coding region: 1-2286 (761 amino acids)
Molecular function (GO): calcium ion binding; protein binding
Source: RefSeq, a predicted model, not a curated record